Messenger RNA from Daphnia magna, 2475 nucleotides. RefSeq lists its product as uncharacterized. Lineage: Eukaryota; Metazoa; Arthropoda; Branchiopoda; Diplostraca; Daphniidae. The record is from RefSeq and is a predicted model, not a curated record.
UUAAAUCGAUAUCUUGCCUCAUUUUCUCACAAUCGAUACGUGAAAUUGGCAACAACUUUUGGGAAAAAAUCCGAGAGGGGGAGUUAACAUGGCCGUGGCUACACCAGUAUUCAAUUACUCUGGUAUCAUUCUCACACAUAACUGGCAAGUAAAUAGUACCCGUAGUAAAUAGUAACUGUUUUUCAAGACCUGGCUUCCCAAAAAAAAAUGUUAAAACCAUUAUUAUUUGUUUAGUUUUCCCGCAAACAUAUGGAGUUAGACCAGGUGUUGAAGUAGGAAUCGGGUUCAGCAACUCCUUCUGCUAAUUGGGAAAACCCACUUACGCCUAAGAGGAGUGGAGACACUACUGUCAAAGUGCUGGGUGUAAUCAGGCUCGCCUGCUCUCUGUGUUCUGAUAUCUUUUCAUGAUACCAGCUCCAAUUGUCAUCCAACCAAUUGAUGAACAAGCCGAGAAUAACCCAAUUAUUCCCCAAAUACUGGCACCAGCGAACCAACUGGAAAUCGAUGCCUGGCACCUAAAGGAUGUAACAUGCCGCAACUAUAUCUUAGCCACAAAUAAACCAAUGCAAAAACAAUCUUUGUAUGGAUGCCUAACUGCAAAAGAGAUGUGGAGGAAAAUGCAGACACAAUACGUUGAAAGAGCUGACGAUUUGGAACAUACCUAUCACCAACAACUCUGCGACAUCAAGCAUGAUUCUGGAAAGGACAUAAGAUACCACAUUAACAGAUUCUGUAAUGUUGCAAAUAAGUUACGAGAAAUGGGAAGUCCCCUGCCUUCUAAUCUACUUAUCAACAAGAUCAUAUGCUCUUUACCAGAAUCUUACAAGGAAUUUCGAGCGAGAUGGAGGGACGUCCCGAUAAUGGAGAAAACUAUAGACAACAUGACUAUGCGGUUAAUUGGAGAUGAAGAAAUAAUUUCAUGUUAUCAACCUACAACCAGUAACAACAAUGUAUUCAAUGCUUCAGACCACAAAAAUCAAUUUCACAACGACCAAAAAAAACCUGGGCACAGUGGUGCAGGGGAUCAGGGCUUAAGAGGUGUGAAGAAUGGAAGAGUCAGUGACCAAAGAGGACACCAAUCCUCACGUUCCUACUCCGGCGCAAAUACUAAUAACAACACGAAAAUAUGGAAAUGCAUCUAUUGUGAAGUUGAACACGAAACGAAAGACUGUAGACAUGUAGAUCAUCGCAACAUCCAAAGAAUGUUUACAAUGAGACUCGUCGAAGCCAGAGAAUUAGCCAAUCAACACUUUAGGAGAAAGAAAUCCUCGUCGGCGUAUGCUGCCUCUAAUGCAAAAGACAGGGAGGAACAGGAUGAGUAUCAAGAAGAUAAGAUGGACGAAGGUUUUGCUGCCUCCCAAUGCUUUGCCGUCAGAAGUGUUUUUGACUGGUUCGCUGAUUCGGGCGCGACAGCAAGUAUGACCGAUCAACGUCAACUCCUAAUGGAUUAUGAAACUAUCAAACCAGGAAGUUGGUCAGUAUCUCGCAUCGGAGGAACGAACUUGUCCGUCCAUGGCAGAGGAAACGUUCCAAUUAUUACAGAGAUAAAAGGGAAAAAAAGUGAUUACAUUUUUAAAAAUGUCCUACAUGUCCCUGGUAUCGGAAAUUAUCUCUUCUCCAUCGGAGCCGCUACUGAAGCAGGAAUUGAAUGCAUUUUCUUUGGAAACAAAUGCAAUUUUUACGACAACAAACAACGGAUACUAACGGGAGAAAGAGCUGCCAAAACCAUGUAUUACCUGAAUAUAAGAUCCAAAAUGUGGAAGAUUUUGCCAACGCAGCUCAAAAAUCGAUAUCUCUUACAACAUGGCACCAAAGACUAGGACAUGGAGAUCAUCGCAACAUCCAAAGAAUGUUUACUAUGAGACUCGUCGAAUGCUUAAACUUGGGAACCGGACCACACGACUUUUUAUUGCUUUUCUACCUUGUGUUUAGAUUCUGGGCAGGACAUUGCAUCAUUAAAGCUGAUUGGGAUGUAUGGUUCCAGGAGAAGAGCACUAACUGGGCUAUACGGUGUUGAUGGAUCAUGUUCUAACACCAUUGUCUCAAGGACUGCCCUCGCACCUUCUUCUAUUUCGGAUCCAUCUGAUGUGUCUUCCUUGUAGUUUACGUAGGGUAGUUGACGUUUUGAUCUUCUAGUGGGCUGUUCUUCUAAAGGUUGAGGUAUGAUCGGCAUGUCAUUAAUUACUGGUGCCUGUUCCAUAUCAAUCUCAGCAUUGAUAUGUUGUUCCGCAUUUGGCUCCGGAUUGACUGCCCUAAUCACUUCUCCUUCUCGGUUAUCGAUGUCCGCCCAUCAAUUCUGGGGAAUAAUAGCCUGGGCUUCUUGCUCAAUUGCAUUCUCCAUUAAGAAAUCAAAUACUUCAUCUCGGGCAUUGUUGUUCUGUUCCAUAAGUAUUGGUUCUAUUAUGGGUGCUUGUGCAAUCUCAUUGUGAUGAGCUUCAAUCUCCUCAUUCAAUAAAUCAUGGACUUGUAGAUUCA